This is a messenger RNA of Malassezia vespertilionis, 1356 nucleotides long. RefSeq lists its product as uncharacterized. The transcript is spliced from 4 exons. The record is from RefSeq and is a predicted model, not a curated record. Gene Ontology annotation, cellular component: endoplasmic reticulum; endoplasmic reticulum membrane. Bases 1 to 1356 code for a protein of 451 amino acids. NCBI's taxonomy places the organism in Eukaryota, Fungi, Basidiomycota, Malasseziomycetes, Malasseziales, Malasseziaceae. Gene Ontology annotation, biological process: 'de novo' protein folding.
AUGGCCGAGCGCUGCGUGCUCGAGGUGCGCGACGUGUUUGAUGCGCAAGAGCACCUGGAAAGGGAGGGGGAGCAGGCGGCAGGCAACACCGUAAAGCUGGCAGCGCUCCUAGUGCAUGCGGCUGUGCGUCAUGUGCUGUGGGUGUGGGGGCAGGUGCCGGAGCCGAUGGUGUCGCUCGCGCGUAAAGCGGAUGCGGCGCUCGAGGCAGCAGGGAGGAGCGUGGGCGCGCCACGUGUAGUGUGUAGUAUAGACGACGACGUGGAGCCGCAGCGCUACGUGGGUCUUGGACGGAAUGCGCAUUUGCGCCGCGUGCUCGAUGCGCUAUGUGCGAGUGUGCGCCUCGAGCAGCGCCUCCACGCGGCGUUUCGUGCUGUUGCACACAUGCCGCACGCGCACUUGCACUUGGCCAUGGUGCAUGGAAAUGCGCUCGCGUACCCGCGCGCAGUGCUGGUGAUUUCUAUGGCGGAUCUAUGUACAGUGCCUGCCAGCGCGACCCAUGAUACCCCAGAACGCACAGCACGGCGCCAAAAGACAAGUACAGCAUUGGAGCGUAAGCUUGUGCGCUUUUGCAUGGAGCACGACGCGGUACUGAGCAAGCGGCUUGCGCCGGGGAAGACGCGUGCCAUGCUCUACGCUCCGGCGGCGAUGCGCAUCGACGGGUGGGUCCCGCGCCCCGAUUGGAACGCCCCUCUUGCGCAGUUUACCUACGAAGACGCAGAACACGCAGAACACGCAGAACACGCAGAACACGCGCCACGCUCACCGUCGCCUUCGCCACAGACGGACAUGCUUGAGGCGCGCACCUCGCGCAUGCGCAUGCCCCUGCACACCGCUGCCCAACGCCGUGCACCGCGUGCGCCAAGCGCCGUGCACCGCGCAAAGCACACGGCACUGCCGCAGCUUUGGCUGCUCGGCGCCACGCGCCAAGCACCCUUCCAGGCGACGUCGCAAAACAAAGGAUACUGGGAGCAAAUGCUGUACAUGGUAAAUUCCACCGCAAGCUCGAAGCCUGAAUGCUACACGGCCCAGCUCGUUUGGCAGCAUGGGAAUUACACGAUUUUUCCCGACAACUCCAUGCGGCUCGAACCUUACUUGCCUGAUGGACGCCAGCAAAUUGCAGACGCUUGCUCCGAUGGCCGCGACGUCCUGCAGUGGUAUGGACAAACCGAGGUCAUGGCGCGGUAUGAAAUCACCACGUAUAUGCAUUACGACAAGCCUGGGCAGGGUCCCCAGCCCUUCUAUUUGCUGCAGAUGUUCGAGUUUGAUGGCUCGCCUAAGCUUCCCAUGUACCUGCGAUACCGGCCACCGCAAAUGCUGCCUACACAGCAGUUGCACUAUGACGUGAUUGGCGUUUAG